GGCAGCGCGGCGCCGCAUGAGUCGCUGAUGGAGCCGGGCUCGGGGCUGCUGCAGCGCAGGGUGGGGGGCGGCGGGCUGGACCUGGGGUCGGGCUCGGCGGGGGGGUCGCCGGCGCUCUCCGGGGGUCAGUCCCGCCGCAGGAAGCAGCCGCCGCGCCCGGCAGACUUCAAGCUGCAGGUGAUCAUCAUCGGAUCGCGGGGGGUGGGCAAGACCAGCCUGAUGGAGCGAUACACCGACGACACCUUCUGCGAGGCCUGCAAGUCCACCGUGGGUGUUGAUUUUAAAAUCAAAACAGUAGAGCUAAGAGGAAAGAAAAUUAGAUUACAAAUCUGGGACACAGCAGGUCAGGAGAGAUUCAACAGCAUUACCUCAGCUUAUUACAGAAGUGCCAAGGGAAUUAUUUUGGUGUAUGAUAUCACCAAGAAGGAAACUUUUGACGAUUUACCAAAAUGGAUGAAAAUGAUUGAUAAGUAUGCUUCAGAAGAUGCUGAGCUUCUAUUAGUUGGAAAUAAACUGGACUGUGAAGCUGAUCGAGAGAUUAGUCGACAGCAGGGAGAAAAGUUUGCACAGCAGAUAACCGGGAUGCGGUUCUGUGAAGCCAGUGCCAAGGAUAAUUUUAAUGUGGAUGAAAUAUUUCUAAAACUUGUUGAUGACAUUCUGAAAAAGAUGCCACUGGAUGUUAUAAGAAAUGAGUUGUCCAACAGUAUCCUGUCCCUGCAACCAGAGCCAGAAAUCCCACCAGAACUGCCUCCUCCAAGGCCACACGUCCGUUGCUGUUGACUUGUUACUCCAUACAGAGGGAAAAAUAGGAGUGGGAGGGUAAAGAAAGUAUCUGUACUACUCUGCACUACAAUCAUUUGGCAGUUUCUUGUUGCACUUUGUUAUUCGAGUCAGAGCUACACACUAACUUGUAAAUAUGCAAAUAUGCAAUCCUAUGUAGGAUUCAGCUAUAACAUUUAAUUAUUACCCCUCUCCCUCACAAUUAUGUUUCAUUGAUUUCCCCAGUGUUAUAAAUACUGUACAGUUGGUGGGGGUUUAGCACACUUCCAGUUGAGGAGGAGAAGAAAUUAAAUCUAUACCUAUUCUUGACAUAAAUGUUGUAUUAGUUCUUGUUAUUAUAAACAGGCAGGCAGAAGCUCUUCUGGUAUAAAGAUAAGUAUAUGGUGCUUUGCUAACUAUUUCAAGGACAAUUUUUUUAAAAAAGAGGACUUUAUGUACAAAGCUUUCAUAAUCAGCAUUAUGUUUCCUUUCAAUGUAGUGAAGACAGUUUUGGCUCUGCUGACUGGAUUUAUUGAAAAGCUAAGUUUAAUUUUUGGCAGUCUUAUUUAUUUUGUUUAGUGCUGCACCCUUUUUUUGUAUACCGAGACAUCACAUCUGGUGCAGAUCUAAGAUUGCACUCUGGAGUAGCAUAUAUAAUUUUCUGUAUAAGCAUAAACUUGGUUGCAAGAAUCAUUAAGUUUCAAUAAAGGAAUGGAGAUAUAUUCAAGCUCUAAAAGAAGGUAUAAAAAGCAAUGCUGCUGUCCUAGACAAAUUCUUUUAAAAAAAAAAAUUUAUGAUAUGUUAAGGAAUAUAUAUGUGUAUUUGUCUGGACAUCUGUGGGGCUGGGGGGAAGGGAACCUAAAGUAAAAUUAUUUUCUUUUCCAAAUGGUGGAAAUUAUUCCCAUCAAAAAAUACUGUGUUAGGGUUUUGUCUGAUAAUGAAUUUGUGAAUUAUAUCUUUGGUAUAUCUUUUAUUAAAAUGCACUGUUUAGUUUAGUUGUGGUAAAUCAAUAGUUACCUAUUUGAAUAACUUGGUGUGUCCUGAAUGUUGUGGUAUUGAAAAACAUUGUGGUCUUUCUAAACUAAUGAAGUGCAAAUAAAAUUUUGUAUUUAUGAAUGACAGUGGAACUGCACCUGUUAUUAGAAUGGCAAGUAUGAACUGAUGGGUAAAAGGUAGGAUCUGGAGUACUUGUUUUAAUUUUGUUAUGAUUUAAUUUUCAGUUUGACAGUUCCUUUAGGUGUAAUUAAAACAGCAAUGGGCAUUGGCUGUUCACCUUGAUCACUGCUCUGCUGGGAGAGCAGCUGAUGACCUAGCCCAGCUGUUAUCUUCAAAUAGCAUGUGACUGCUUGUCAUGCUAUCUUAGCAAGUGGUCACAGAACUAUUAAUUACACUGGCAACACAAGUAUGAACCAGUCUUUUUCACACAACAGCUUCUCUACUUCUCAUUCUCUGGUGCUGGAACCCAUUUUGUCACUUUUGCUAUUCUUCUAGCCAAAACACUGGCACUGGCCAGAUAGGUAUACCAUUGACUUAAGCAGCUUCUCUCUGUUUUUUGGAAGGAAAAAAAGAUGCAACAAACUGCUAAUGUUAAAAAAAUUAUAAAAAAUCAGUCCUUCACAGAGUAAGCUCUGACAUUCUGAAUACAAUACCAUGCAGGUCUUUAGCACACCUGGAUUUCAACUGACAAGUUAAGGAAGCAUGGUUGAUAUUUGUGCUUAUGUCUUCUGCCACCUUGUGCCUAAAUGGUUUGCUUUUUUUUAUGUAGUAAACUUACAGUUUACUGUCAUGUUGGUAAGAUAAAAUCGAUUUCUAAAGCACUUGUAGAAUUUCUGUUUUUCUGGUACUGUGGGCAAUAGCAAGGA
This is a messenger RNA of Calypte anna (Anna's hummingbird), 2621 nucleotides long. RefSeq names its product RAB12, member RAS oncogene family (gene RAB12). Gene Ontology annotation, molecular function: GTPase activity; GTP binding. The record is from RefSeq and is a predicted model, not a curated record. NCBI's taxonomy places the organism in Eukaryota, Metazoa, Chordata, Aves, Apodiformes, Trochilidae. Gene Ontology annotation, cellular component: synaptic vesicle; endosome; trans-Golgi network transport vesicle. The coding region runs from base 28 to 780 and encodes 250 amino acids. The transcript is spliced from 6 exons. Gene Ontology annotation, biological process: Rab protein signal transduction; Golgi vesicle fusion to target membrane; cellular response to insulin stimulus.